GGCUGCCGAUUGGAAGCUGGACGCUCCUGACUGGACGGGACGCAUGCGUGUGACGGCCCGGGGCAAUGUGGCCUACGUGAAACUGGAAGACAAAAUCUCUGGGGAGCUCUUUGCCCAAGCGCCAUUGGACGAGUACCCUGGCAUCGCAAUGGAGACGGUCAGUGACUCGAGCCGUUACUUUGUGCUCCGCAUCCAGGAUGACAACGGGCGCAGUGCGUUCAUAGGCAUUGGGUUUGGAGACCGAGGCGAUGCCUUUGACUUCAACGUUGCACUUCAGGACCACUUCAAGUGGGUGAAACAGGAAACUGAAUUUAUUAGGCAGGCGCAGGCUCCAGACUCUACUCCUAAACUAGACCUGGGCUUCAAAGAAGGACAGACCAUUACUCUCAAUAUUGGGCAAUCAAAAAAGAAGGACAGGUCUCGUCCGCAGAGUUCAGGUGGCUUUGGGCUUCUGCCACCUCCACCUGGGGGCAAGUUAGCUCCACCCCCAUCAUCCAGAUCUACCAAUCAUAACACACAACCGUCUGCAGGAGGAAGUGACACUGGUUUUUUGCUAGACCUGGACUCCAGUAACUCCAACUCAGCGGCUCCAUUCGACCCCGCCACCACAGCCAGCUCUGACCUGUGGGGAGACUUUGACUCUGUAUCCCCAAAGUGAGGAGAGAUUGAUUUUGUUUUUCUCCCUUUUAUCUCUCUGUAAAUUUAUGCAGCACUUUUUUGCAAGUUUAUUUUCCCCAUUAUGGGGUCCCGUAUCUCUCCCUGCCAAGCAGGGUAACCCCCUGUACUAGUAAGUUUUGUUUUAGCUCAGUUCCUAAUGGCUUCUGUUCUUAGCCAGAGAUGCACCCAGACCUCACAGUCUAGUCUUAAUUUAAAAGAUUUAGAACUAUAAGCCAUCUCCGCAUACUUUCCCUCCCCCUCCUCAUGGGGAUGCUCUUGCUUUACUCCUUCUAGAUAUCCACUGUAGCUCUCUAGUUUACAUUCCCCUGUUUGAAUUCUGCCUUGUCCCUCUUUCUCCUCCUCUCAGUGUUUUAUUUGCUAAUUUCUCUAUUAGAGUAUACAUAUUAAAAGUAUGACUAAGGGAGACAUAAUCAUAAACAUCUGAUGAUGAAAUCUAGUAAAAUAUUAUAAUGAAUGAAUUUUAUGUACAGAGAAUAUUUAUUUUAAAUGUAUAUAUUGUCAGUAGUUUGUAAUUAUUGUCAUUGGUGUUGUCACCUGUACGUACUGUAGCUUAUUUCUCCUCCAAGUCCCUAGCAGUGGGACUGACUAUAUGCACUGACUGGCAGUCUAGUCUGUCUAUGUAGUUAGUAAUGCAUAAAAUCUGAAUUUAACACAGGGAUUGUUCAAAUCUUAGACUUAGGUUAUAGUGAAGUUUACCAUAAAAUGAUUUAACUUGAAAGAAAUAUGUUAAGCUGUAGCUGAUUUACAGAAUUGUUGUGCUCUCUAACACUCUCUAGUGGGCUCUUGUGACUCUACAGCAUCCUUUUUGAGAGAGAUGUCAAAUUGAGCUGCAGCUGUUGAACACAUAUUUCACUGGGGAUGGGUCCUGGGCACAGUUUGCAUUAUUUUAACUGUAGAUCAGUACAAAGAGACAGGGUAAGUAGGAAUGUUGGAUGCGAUUGGGUGUUACCAAAAGAAAGAGAGGCAUCAAGUGCUUUUAUCUUUGCCUCAAGGGAAAAUAGAGAUGAUUUAGUCCAUGUUAUGUCAUCUCUACUCAGCACAGCUGUUAAAGCUGUGACUGGUGAGUCAUUUAGGUCACGACCCCGCUCCUGCUCGAUGAAUAAGUCUGUUUCUGCACCGUCCCGGCUGUCUUGGGAGAGCUUUAUCUCCUCAAUUCCUUACGAGGAGGUGAUCAGGUCGUAGACCUCAACUGCAGCAUGUUGUACUGUGCAAUUGAGUUUUAACUGUGAACUUCAAUUCCAUGUUAUGGUGUGAUGUUAUUAAUGGUAUUCUGAUGCAGAUAAAUGCGAUGUGGGACCAAGCUGGUCUGUGUUUGAUGCAGUGUUUUUGUUGUGAUAUUGUUACAUAGCGAGAGAUGGAUUAUGUUGCACUGGUAUCACAUGCACAUGUGUUGUGACCAUUGACAGUAUAUAUAGGUUGUGACAGACGACAAGUGGUGUGAUGGUGGAUGAUGAUUGGAGCACAGAGAGAUUGUGUGAGUGUAAAGCCCUAACAAUGUUUGUCAGUGUUUACUGUUUAAAUUAUAUGCAUCUCUCCCAAAUGUUACUUGUUAUUCAAACUGUAUAUGUGUAUGGAAAUGUAUAUGGAAAUGAAUAUGCAAAGAAAAACAUAAAGAUAUCACUCUAUGACCAUAA
Morone saxatilis (striped sea-bass) is the source of this 2312-nucleotide messenger RNA. RefSeq names its product adaptin ear-binding coat-associated protein 1-like. Gene Ontology annotation, cellular component: membrane; clathrin vesicle coat. The record is from RefSeq and is a predicted model, not a curated record. Gene Ontology annotation, biological process: endocytosis. Lineage: Eukaryota; Metazoa; Chordata; Actinopteri; Moronidae.